UGCUCAGGACUCUGACACACUGUCGCUUUGCUCUAGAAGACAGAGAGAGAAGUGCACACACACACACCUCACACACACAGAGACAGAGAAGCACACACACCUCACACACACAGAGCGACUCACACACAACAACAAAAAACACAUUUCCAACACUCACUCAGCCUGCUGCUUUUCCAAUAAGGAGUUGUCACCGUCCACAGAAAGUGAGGCCAGUGAGGAUGCUGUCAUGAGGAGAGGAGGGUGUCCGGUGAAUGGAGGCAGUUCCUGUCCCACUGCACUCCAAGAAGUCUGUCUCCCUGCUGGUCUCUCUAUCUGGAGGGAAUAAGAGCCAAGCACAGCUGGACUGCAUGGGACCACAACUAGCCUGGAUGGCUCUGGUUGCAACUGGACCUGGCCUGAGUGAAGACCUUGUCUAAGUUGGUCUAAUUUGGAGCCAAGUUUAGGUGUAGCCCCCAUGCUGGAGCUGGUCUGAGAGGGUCUUUCUGGACCUGGUUUGGAUGCUCAGGAUGAGACCACCUCUCUUGCUGACUGCUGCCUUACUGGCCCUAUGGACCGUUGCCCUGGUGACUGGAGACUACACAGAUACACACCAAGACAGAGCUGAUGACAGCAACACAGGGGGACACAGAGACACCCAAUCAGACUCCGGUAUAGACGUGCCUCCAAAAGAAUUCCUUCCGGAAACACAGACAGACACAUAUGAUCAACAUCCGGACACAAACCCAGACUCACACCCAAACUCCCAUCCGGACGUACACGAACACCCAGACAGCCAUCGUAUCAGCAGCGGUCUGAUGCAGUGUGGGGAGUACAGCAACGAGGUGUUGCCUAACGGUCAGUGUCGAGUCACAGCCACGCUGCCUCAGCUCCAACACCAGCGCUGCCCAGACAUGUUCCGCUGCACUGACGAAGUGUCCUACUGGCUGCAGGAGAACCAGGAGAGGAAACAGCAGCUGCAGGACCUCCAGGAGACCAUCUCCCAGCUACAGGAGGAACUCCGUAGUCACAGGCACCGAAUCAAGGUCCUGGAGCUACAGGGUGAGGAGAGGAACAACGUGAACGAGUCUUUAGAGGAGCGUUUCAGAGUGUUGGAGCUACAGUACGCUGAGGCUGACAGCCUGUUGCACACCCAUAGUUCCAUCCUGUUUGAUCUGCAGACUCAGGUCCGGAACCUAACCAUGACGGUGGAACGAGUUAAACGCAACCCCGGCUGCAUGAUCAACAUCGUCAGGACCAGUCCUCUGCUCAGCGCCCAGGAGGCCCUUCACCCAGAGGUGCAGCAUGUGAGAAACUGUCCAAUAGACUGUGCAUCACUGUACUAUAACGGGGUGUAUCGGUCAGGUGUCUACACGGUGGUUCCCUCUCUGAGCUCCCAUCCUGUAGAAGUCUACUGUGACAUGGACACAGAGGGUGGUGGUUGGACGGUGUUCCAGCGUCGUCAGGAUGGGAAGGUGAACUUCAAUAGAGGCUGGCAAGACUAUAAGGAGGGAUUUGGAGAGCUCAGGUCUGAGUACUGGCUCGGGAACGAACACAUUCACCACCUGUCCACCCAGGGAGACUACAGCCUCAGGAUAGACCUGGAGGACUGGACACAUCACCACAAACAUGCCUUCUACCAGAGUUUCAGUAUUGAAGAUGAGGAGAAUCACUACCGGCUGCAUGUGUCAGGCUACAGUGGGACAGUAGAGGACUCGUUCAGCUGGUACCAUGAUAAACAGGACUUCAGUACUCCAGACACGGGGGAUAUCUGUGCUGAGAUCUCACACGCUGGCUGGUGGUACCACCAGUGUUUCUAUGCCAACCUCAAUGGAGUCUACUACAAGGGUGGACGGUACUCCUCUAAAGCCAAGACUCUGCUGGGUCCUGAUGGUGUAGUAUGGUACAGCUGGAAAGAUUCAGACUACUACUCUCUCAGGAAGACCUCUAUGAUGAUACGACCUAGAACCUUCAGACCGCGCCUGUCACCGUGACGACAGCCCGUCGGGACCGUGGGAGACCUGCUGAGGUCGCUUCUGACGACAUCUUGGGAUGGGACGUAGGACUGGAGAAGACACGAGGAGAACGCUGCAAUGGGAUUGUGUCCAACUGUUCAUGGAGUCUAAGAGAGAGUGUAUGUGCUUUCUUUCUACUUUUGAAAUACUGUUCCCAGGAGCCCUCAGACAAACUGUCCUGUUCUUCCACUGGAGGGACUUACACAAACUGUCCUCCUCUCCCACUGGAGGGACUUACACAAACUGUAAUUCUCUCCCACGGGAGGGACUUACACAAACUGUCCUCCUCUCCCACUGGAGGGACUUACACAAACUGUCCUCCUCUCCCACUGGAGGGACUUACACAAACUGUAAUUCUCUCCCACGGGAGGGACUUACACAAACUGUCCUCCUCUCCCACUGGAGGGACUUACACAAACUGUCAUCCUCUCUCACUGGAGGGACUUACACAAACUGUAAUUCUCUCCCACUGGAGGGAUUUACACAAACUGUCCUCCUCUCCCACUGGAGGGACUUACACAAACUGUCCUCUCUCACUGGAGGGACUUGCACAAACUGUCCUCCUCUCCCACUGGAGGGACUUACACAAACUGUCCUCCUCUCCCACUGGAGGGACUUACACAAACUGUCCUCCUCUCCCACUGGAGGGACUUACACAAACUGUC
Oncorhynchus nerka (sockeye salmon) is the source of this 2656-nucleotide messenger RNA. Its product is annotated as angiopoietin-related protein 7. The transcript is spliced from 8 exons. The record is from RefSeq and is a predicted model, not a curated record. NCBI's taxonomy places the organism in Eukaryota, Metazoa, Chordata, Actinopteri, Salmoniformes, Salmonidae. Bases 498 to 1970 code for a protein of 490 amino acids.